Molecule: messenger RNA, 1616 nt
Organism: Sphaeroforma arctica JP610
Lineage: Eukaryota; Ichthyosporea; Ichthyophonida
Exons: 7
Cellular component (GO): Golgi apparatus; TRAPP complex
Molecular function (GO): protein binding
Source: RefSeq, a predicted model, not a curated record
GAUCUAGUAACGGAUCUGCUACUCAAGUUCUACGGUGAAGAGAGAGCCAGCGAGAGAUGGACCAUCACAGCCCUAGAUGUGCCUGAGAAUGUGCAGGGCGUGAUGAAGCUGCUGCAGAACAAGUGCUUUCGGGCUGCAGUCGACUUCACGGGUAUCUACCUCAAGAGCCUCUCGGCGGGGGUGGACGCGAAGCCAGAUACGCCUGAAACGCUGCAGAUGAUGCUGGUGCGAUUGUCGUCUCUAUCGGUACUGGGCCUGUGGGAGAAAGCACUGCACACGCUGGAUGUCCUGGGAGACCUUGGCAGAUACGGCAUUGACCACGAGUCCUGUGACCAGUCCGACAGAGCGUCCGGUAGCAGUGGCCCGGUAGACACGUUGCCUUUCGCUCUGCACCUCUUAGCGGGAGUUGUACCGUUCAAGGCGGGACAUGAGCAUGACGCGCUAGAUCACAUCUACGGUCUGUGGCAUCGCGUGCGAGAGCAGAAGGCGAGAUGGGACGGCAAGCAGGGGUCCGAGGAGUUUUUAGUAUGGGAAGAGAGGGAGGAGAAGGUUGCCGGCGUGUUAGUGUGGAUUCUGGUACAGCUGAACGAGUUCCAGUUGGCCCUGGACAUUUUGUCGGCCCUCCCGGAGCCCUCACAAGCACGUGAUAGUGAGUACCGCUGUAGGGUGGGGGCGUAUCGGCUGAUAUACCGCGCGCGCGUACAUAUCGCAGUAGGUGACAUUACGGCAGCCACAGAUUGCACUAACGAGGCAGAGGCACUGACACAGCCUUUGUUAGAAAAGGCGUCUGCGGAGGAUACACAGGAGGCUUCUAUCAGAACUCUUAGAGUCGACCUGCUCAUCAACAAGGGCAAUCUAUUACUAUCAAAGGGGUCUUUCAACGACGCGCUGAAAGUAUUCUUAUCCGCUCAAGAGCUAGCGCCAAACGAUACAACUGUUGUCAACAAUCUCGGAGUGGCUUAUGUGUAUCUCGGUCGGCUGUCAGAGUCCAUCGCCACCUCCAAAGCCUUGCUCAAUGAGAAAACGGCCAGAAAUGAAGUGCCUCCAUCGCAAUUAGUUCUUAAUCUUUCGACUAUGCACGAGUUAGAGUCCUCCCGCAGUGCUGAGAGGAAGCAGGAUCUCAUCCCAUGCGUCGAAAACAUCACAACCGAUUCGUACCCAGUACAGGCCUUAAAGAUUUGAUCAGGCUGAGGAACAGUAUAGACUGAGGGGCGGAAGAGGUGUAAACAAGCUGUUUAGAGCCCAAUAAUAACUGGGCACACAAGAAGUAAUAUUUGCACUAUAUAAUUAGGCCCGAACGUAUCUAAUGUAUAUUUUCGAACCAAAAAGAAAAGUCGUAGUAUUUCGUUUUCCUACCUAAACAUUUGGCCCAUGUGUAUGUGGCAAAUACGAAUAUUCCGGGUGUAGACUUUGGUCAAAACGGAAACCAGAGAGGACCAAGGAUGCCCUUCAAGAACGAGGUGGUGCAAGCUCGAAAUACGAUAAAUAGCGUCAGGAAUAUUGGCUGGUUGCGUCCGACAGUGUAUCUUAGAGGAAACAAAAUCUCAUUUCAUGCGUUGAAAACAUCACAACCGAUUCGUACCCAGUACAGACCUUUAAGAUUUGAUCAGUCUGAG